Messenger RNA from Pungitius pungitius (ninespine stickleback), 1461 nucleotides. RefSeq names its product kelch domain-containing protein 7A. Gene Ontology annotation, molecular function: protein binding. Gene Ontology annotation, biological process: proteasome-mediated ubiquitin-dependent protein catabolic process; protein polyubiquitination; regulation of microtubule-based process. The coding region runs from base 196 to 1368 and encodes 390 amino acids. Gene Ontology annotation, cellular component: Cul3-RING ubiquitin ligase complex. The transcript is spliced from 9 exons. NCBI's taxonomy places the organism in Eukaryota, Metazoa, Chordata, Actinopteri, Perciformes, Gasterosteidae. The record is from RefSeq and is a predicted model, not a curated record.
UCCCCAGGUAUCACCGAUACAGGAUCAUGCAAAGCUGACUCAGAGUGGAAAACCAAUGAGGCCCUUCGCACAUAUCGCGCUGGAGGUGGAGGCGAAACCACUGUGACAGUCCGAACCAGCUCAUGUGAAUUCCAUGUCGAUCUUGGGAGACUCUGCAAGUGCAGUGAGUACUUCCGAGCCUUGUCCCGAUCCAGAAUGAGAGAGACCUGGGAAAGCCUCAUCCACCUUGAACACGUGUCCUCCUCCGCCUUUCACAAUCUCCUUGAGUUUUCCUUCCAUGAUCAGUUCAAUGUCCCUCAGGAGGAGUUGGGCACACACAUCCAGGUCAGCAGCUAUCUCCUGGCCGAGGCCUUCCUCGCAAGGUGCUUGUCUGUCCUCGCGGACAAACUCAGCCCAGGUAGCUGCUUGUCUUACCUGAAUCUGGCUCGGGAGAUCGGCUGUCUUGAGCUUAAGAUGACGGUGUUCACCUACCUAAGUAGAAACCUGCUGGAGCUUCCUCACCUCGUCAAGUGUCUUAAUAACGCAGAGAAGGACGAAGUUGUCCAACUGAGGAAUCUAGGAGACAAACGUCUUUGCAGCCUAAGGAAAGAGAACCUCACUUCCUGGAAUGACCCAGAAACAGAACGUGCCCGACACGUGUUCUCCCUGAAAGAGUCUGAGGACAGCGGGGACUGGCAUGCGGUCACAGAGCUUCCUUUCAGUGCUGAUAAGUGGUGCUUCACUGCAGUGGUCCUGCAUAACUAUCUGUACAUACUAGGAGGCCACCGCCAGCCUGUGAAGAGAGGCUGGGAGUUCAAGAUGGCUUCCUUUCGGUAUAAUCCCUUUACUCAUUCGUGGUCCCCAACAGCGCCUCUGAUCAAGCGCAGGAGGCACUUCAGUGCAGUGGCCUGUGAGGGCUGCAUUUACGCUGUGGGAGGCUGGUACUUGGACUCACUGGUGACCCCAGACUCCAACACAGCUCUUUAUACAGCUGUAGAAUGCUAUGAUCCAUGGGAGGACACAUGGAGGUUUGUCUCCUCACUGCCACUCACUGACUUCACCGUGUCCUUAUCCCACGACGUGCCCCUUGCCACUAGCCAGGGACACUGUCUCUAUGUGUUGGGGAGCAUCCAGAGGACUGGAGAGAAGCUGCUACUGCAGUACAACACGAUUGGAGACUCCUGGUGUGAACUGCUUCCCACCCUUGCCAGAGCAGAUGCAGACCUCCCGGCUCUUUACUUCCUGGGUGCCACUGACAGGCUGCAUGUGAUUGGUGGGAACAACUCCGGGAAUGUGGUGACGUCAUUCUGCCUCCAGUCACAAAAAUGGGGUCAGGUGCAUACUGCGGAGAAAGUGGGAUUUGCAGGACAGGGGACAGUUGCAGAAUGAGGCAUGUCGCGGGUGAGAGAGGAACGGUCAGAGCAGGGGAGAGAGGGAGGGCUGGAAAAGCAGCUCUGAUCUCACUACCUGAGGAAAGCAACA